UUAAAUGAAUCUGAGCUCUGUCCUUGUUCAAGUGGUUUCAUAUCUGUGAGUGAUGCCGCCUACAGGGACAAUGUCUUAGCAAUCGCCUAUGGAACUCGCGUUCUUCUUGCUAACGUUCAGAAUCACGCCACUUCACUUCUCAUCUGCAUUUCCGAUGCUGCCAUCUUGAAGGCCAUUUCCGGCGUUCGCUUUUUCAACAAUUAUGUAUAUUUCUCGUCCCAAGAUGGUAUCAUAGGGAAAGCUGCCAUACCCACCCAGUUAAACAAAAGUUACGACCUCACUAUCCUCAAUAAGGCGUCCACAUUGGGAGGUAAAAAUUUUCACCGGUUUUUUGGAGGCCUACACAUUACUCACAACGGAGUCUAUGCCGUUUAUGUGGAGUCCACUGUGGCCCCAGCAUUCUGCAACAUCACUUCAAACCUGGUUUUUAUGGUGCUGUUGUCGAAUCUGGAAGUCGUCGACUUGAUUGAUAGGCUGUCUGGACCGAUGAGAAGGAAUGUGGAUUGUCUUUACCAGGUGACACGACUACUGCUCUCCACUGAGUACUACAAGUCCUCCUCUAUGGAAUGCCCCAGUGUUGACAUGGACUCGGAGGUGUGGUCACAAAAGUUACUGACAUUUUCUGAGAGUGCUCUUUUUGACACCAAGGCAGAUCUCUCAAAGCUGGAACUGCACAAAAUUCAAUUUCAAAGAGCUGUCACAAUGCUGCUCAUAGAAGAAUCUAGCAGGUCACCAGACACGAAACAAAUGCUGCAGAACCAGCUUGAUCGUUUGAAUAAGAUUUUGGCUCUUCGACAAAUUGAUCAGUGCUAUCGGCUCUUCCUUAAGACUGAGGUGCAAAGGCAAUAUCAAGAUUGCAUUCUGAUCUUGCGAAUUGCCGUUCUCUGUCAGCAAUACCUGAGAAGUGAUGCCGCUAAGGAUUGUGGUGUGGUGGCGCUAUGUUCGAUGCUGCAUCGUGCCACUGAGGCGGUUAUGAGCGUUGCCCAGAAGCUCCUCGUUAAGCGCUUUGAAGUAACGCUGAGCGAUGUCAACACCACCGUCCUGCUCGUUUGUCCUGUCUGUCAAACUGAUAUCCUUUUCACUUGUUCCACACAAUUUCUUACAAGUGCUUGA
Messenger RNA from Hydatigera taeniaeformis, 1113 nucleotides. The record is from the annotation of a GenBank genome assembly. Lineage: Eukaryota; Metazoa; Platyhelminthes; Cestoda; Cyclophyllidea; Taeniidae.